GGGGGAGAGGUGGUGUUGAAGGGAAAGGAGGGUAAAGAAAGGCAGGACGGAGCCGGCGAGGCGCGUCGAGGUGAUGGAGCUGCUGAGGACCAUCGCCUACCCGCCGGGCGGCGGCGGCGCUAAGGGCUGCGAGCCGGUGCUGGGCAGACCGGCCCCCGGGGAGGCGCGGAGGAGAAAGGCGGAGGAGCAGCCGCACCAGCACGGCCACCCCGCCGCCGAGGUCUCCCGGAUUAUAACCGACCCUACCACGGGGAAGCGUUACUGCCGCGGCAAGGUGCUCGGAAAGGGUGGAUUUGCCAAAUGUUAUGAGAUGACAGAUUUGACAACAAAUAAAGUUUAUGCUGCAAAAAUCAUUCCUCACAGCCGAGUAGCAAAACCUCAUCAAAGGGAAAAGAUUGAUAAAGAGAUUGAACUGCACAGAAUGCUUAAUCAUAGACAUGUUGUGCAGUUCUACCACUACUUUGAAGACAGAGAGAAUAUUUACAUUCUUCUGGAGUACUGCAGUAGAAGGUCAAUGGCUCACAUCUUAAAAGCAAGGAAGAUAUUGACAGAACCAGAAGUACGAUACUACCUCAGGCAAAUUGUGUCAGGGCUAAAGUAUCUUCAUGAGCAGGAAAUCUUGCACAGGGAUCUGAAACUAGGUAACUUCUUCAUUAAUGAGAACAUGGAACUGAAAGUGGGUGACUUUGGCUUGGCAGCUAGGCUGGAACCACUGGAGCACAGGAGGAGAACAAUAUGUGGCACACCAAAUUACCUUUCCCCAGAAGUCCUCAACAAACAAGGGCAUGGCUGUGAAUCUGACAUCUGGGCCUUAGGCUGUGUAAUGUAUACAAUGCUGUUGGGAAGACCCCCGUUUGAGACCACAAAUCUUAAGGAAACAUACAGAUGUAUAAGGGAAGCAAGAUACAGCCUGCCUUCAUCUCUCUUGGCACCUGCGAAACAUUUAAUAGCUAGCAUGUUGUCAAAAAAUCCUGAAGACCGACCCACUUUAGAUGAAAUAAUUCAACAUGAAUUUUUCUUACAGGGUUUUACACCUGAUAGACUUUCUGCUAGCUGUUGUCACACUGUUCCGGAUUUCCAUUUGACAAGUCCUGCUAAAAAUUUCUUCAAAAAAGCUGCUGCUGCUCUCUUUGGUGGUAAAAAGGAUAAAGCCAGAUACUUUGACACACACAACAGACUAGCUAAAGAAGAUGAAGAAAUCUACAAGCUCAGGCAUGAUUUGAAGAAGACAUCGAUAACCCAGCAGCCCCACAAACACAGAACAGAUGAGGAGAUCCAGCCUCUUAUCACAACAGUCGUGAAGCCAGGAGCCUUACCAGAAACUAAGCAAACUGGAGACUCCAUUCGGAUGAUAGUCAGAGGAACUUUGGGAAGCUGCAGCAGUAGCAGUGAAUGCCUGGAAGACAGUACCAUGGGAAGCGUUGCUGAUACAGUUGCAAGGGUAUUGCGAGGAUGCCUGGAGAACAUGCCAGAAGCAGACAGCAUUCCCAAAGAACAGCUGGCAGCAUCCUUCCAGUGGGUUACAAAAUGGGUGGACUAUUCUAACAAGUAUGGCUUUGGUUACCAGCUGUCAGACCACACUGUUGGUGUCCUUUUCAACAAUGGGGCACAUAUGAGCCUCCUGCCAGACAAAAAGACAGUCCACUACUAUGCUGAGCUAGGCCAGUGCUCUGUGUUCUCAGCCACAGAGGCUCCUGAACAGUUCAUUAGCCAAGUAACUGUACUGAAGUAUUUCUCUCACUACAUGGAAGAGAACCUCAUGGACGGAGGAGAUUUGCCCAGCCUAACAGAUGUACGCAGGCCCAGGCUUUACCUCCUACAGUGGCUUAAAUCUGAUAAAGCAUUAAUGAUGCUCUUCAAUGAUGGCACAUUCCAAGUGAACUUCUAUCAUGAUCACACAAAAGUCAUCAUUUGCAAUCAGAGUGAGGAGUAUCUCCUUACAUACAUCAAUGAAGAGAGAAUAUCUACAACGUUUCGUUUGACAACUCUUCUGGUUUCUGGAUGCUCGUUGGAACUAAAACAGAGAAUGGAAUAUGCUCUGAACAUGCUGCUGCAGCGAUGUAACUGAAGGGACUGACUUGAAGCAAAUGGACCUUUUUUGGUCACUGUGAAGUCUACAGGGGAGAUGGUGGAGCAACCUAGUAUGUUGAUGAUGGAUGUGUGGUGGUACGAAAACUUGACUGUCCUAGUGUGCUGGGCACACCUAUUUAGACAGAAGCCUAAGCCUGCUGUUGGACUAAAAUGGUGUGACAAGGAGUUCUUUGGACCAUAGUUUUCCUUGCUUCAUAUAUGUGUUAGAGAUAUUUUUGAGUUGAACUCUAAGCAGAGUAUGACUGGUUGCUCUGUAAGGGAGCAUUUCUGAUGGAGUUAAACUGUGAAUAUGCAUCUGAAAAGGGAGGUAUGGGGAUAGCUCCAUUGUUAUGGAAUAGCUGUAAUAAGCAGCUUCUGGCUGCUUAACUGUGAACUAUGGCCAUACUUUUUUUUUUUCUUAUUUUUCAAAAAUGCCCACACUUGUGGCUGGUAAAGUGCAUUCCUUGUUAAUAUUUUUUUUAUUUAUUACAGCCUAAAGUGAAGUAUUUAUUACAUAACACUUUUUUUGGACUGUGGCAUUUUAAAAAAUAAAUCUGUUGGCAAUAAAGAGAACAAACCUGAA
Apus apus (common swift) is the source of this 2653-nucleotide messenger RNA. RefSeq names its product polo like kinase 2 (gene PLK2). Gene Ontology annotation, molecular function: protein serine/threonine kinase activity; protein binding; ATP binding. Bases 74 to 2068 code for a protein of 664 amino acids. The record is from RefSeq and is a predicted model, not a curated record. Lineage: Eukaryota; Metazoa; Chordata; Aves; Apodiformes; Apodidae. Gene Ontology annotation, biological process: mitotic cell cycle; protein phosphorylation; regulation of cytokinesis. Gene Ontology annotation, cellular component: spindle pole; cytoplasm; centrosome. The transcript is spliced from 14 exons.